AUGAAUCUCUCCAUGAGGCUUGGGAGAGGUUCAAAGAUCUCAUCAGGAAAUGUCCACAUCAUGGUAUUGAAAAGUGCAAACGAGGCGUAUGAUCUGCUCGAAGAAAUGGUUAUGAAUAACCAACAAUGGCCAACUGAAAGAAGCCAAACGAAGAAGGUUGCUGGUAUGCACAAGGUAGACGCCAUCGCCAAGUUGACAGCCCAAGUGGAUGCCUUGACGAAGUUGAUGACUGCUCAGGUGAAACAGGCUCAAGUUGCUUGUGAGCUCUGUGGGGGUCCUCACACAUAUGACCAAUGUCUGGUGGAUUUGAAUAGUUUUCCAAUGGAUCAAGUAAAGUCCAUUGGGAACUAUUCUCAAAAUAAUAAUUAUGGGCACAAGCAACAGGGGUUCUAUCAACAGAGAAAUCAGCCCCAACAAAACCAACAACAGCCGCAACAACAAAAUCCUUGUGGAGGCUUAAAUAUCCAAAUUGACUUAUUUCUCCUAUUCAUGAUGGAGACUAGAGCCUCUCUUAAAACUCUAGAAACUCAGAUGGAACAAUUGGCUACUCAAGUGGCAAAACAAGUUCAAGGAAAUUCACCUAGCAUUAGUAAGAGUUAUGAGGGACCUAGUGGCAAGCAACCAGUUGAAGAUGGGGUUCAGGAUCAACAAGCACAGACACAGGCACCAAAGGAAAAGAAGACUGUUGAGGGUCUUGCACCGAAAGAAGCAUCACCUCCGAUCAGCAUAGAUCACCAUAUUAAAAUUCCUUACCCUCAAAGACUCCGCAAGAACAGCCUCGACAAGAAGUUUUCAAAAUUUCUUGAAAUAUUUAGGAAGCUGCACAUUAACAUUCCAUUUGUGGAAGCCUUGGAGCAAAUGCCAACUUACAUGAAGUUCAUGAAAGAAAUUUUAGCUAAGAAAAUGAAGUUGGAAGAAUUUGAGACAGUGAACUCUAAAAUUAACAACAUUGGAGGUCAAUUUUCUUCAUUUGGUACAAGGACACUAUUGGAUGCAAGAGGUGGACUUGAUCCAAGUUGA
Cannabis sativa is the source of this 1020-nucleotide messenger RNA. RefSeq lists its product as uncharacterized. The transcript has 3 exons. The record is from RefSeq and is a predicted model, not a curated record. NCBI's taxonomy places the organism in Eukaryota, Viridiplantae, Streptophyta, Magnoliopsida, Rosales, Cannabaceae. Bases 1 to 1020 code for a protein of 339 amino acids.